Purpureocillium takamizusanense is the source of this 1587-nucleotide messenger RNA. RefSeq names its product ribosomal protein P0 (A0) (L10E) (gene RPP0). The transcript has 4 exons. The record is from RefSeq and is a predicted model, not a curated record. Bases 96 to 1034 code for a protein of 312 amino acids. Gene Ontology annotation, biological process: cytoplasmic translation; ribosome biogenesis; ribosomal large subunit assembly. Gene Ontology annotation, molecular function: large ribosomal subunit rRNA binding; structural constituent of ribosome. NCBI's taxonomy places the organism in Eukaryota, Fungi, Ascomycota, Sordariomycetes, Hypocreales, Ophiocordycipitaceae. Gene Ontology annotation, cellular component: cytosolic large ribosomal subunit.
CAUUUCGCGACAACCUCACGUCACGCGAAAUAUACCCACGAAAUACACCCCCGAUCCCUUGCCCUUAAACAUCCUGCCUUCAUAAAUAAGAAGAUAUGGGGGGCAAGUCUGCGAACAAGGCUGGCUACUUCGACAAGCUCAAGGGCUUGUUGGAGGAGUACAAGUCCAUCUUCAUCGUCGAAAUCGACAAUGUCUCGUCGCAGCAGAUGCACGAGAUCCGCCACGCCCUCCGUGGCAAGGGCGUUGUCCUGAUGGGCAAGAACACCAUGGUUCGCCGUGCCCUCAAGACCUUCGUCCUGGACACCCCCGAGUACGAGAAGCUCCUGCCUCACGUCAAGGGCAAUGUCGGCUUCGUUUUCACCAACAAGGACCUUAAGGAGGUCCGCGACCUCGUCCUGUCCAACCGUGUCGCCGCUCCCGCUCGUGCUGGUGCCCUGGCCCCCGUCGACGUGUGGGUUCCGGCUGGCAACACCGGCAUGGAGCCUGGCAAGACUUCCUUCUUCCAGGCCCUCCAGGUCCCGACCAAGAUCGCCCGUGGUACCAUUGAAAUCACCACCGACCUGAAGCUCGUCUCUGCUGGCACCAAGGUCGGCCCCUCCGAGGCCACCCUGCUCAACAUGCUCAACAUCUCGCCCUUCACCUACGGUAUGGGUAUUGCGCAGGUCUACGACCAGGGCCAGACCUUCCCCGCCGAGAUCCUCGACAUCGGCGAGGAGCAGCUCCUUGGUGUCCUGUCCACGGCCAUCACCACCAUUGCCACCAUCUCGCUGGCCCUCAACUUCCCCACCCUGCCCUCCGUCAUGCACUCCGUCGUCAACUCGUACAAGAACGUCCUGGCCGUCGCCAUCGAGACCGAGUACAGCUGGCCCGAGAUUGAGGAGCUCAAGGACCGCAUCGCCAACCCCGAUGCCUACGCCUCGGCUGCUCCCGUCGCUGCUGCCGCCGCCACUGGCGGUGACGCUGCUAAGCCUGCUGAGGAGGCGAAGGAGGAGUCCGAGGAGGAGGACGAAGGCUUCGGCGGUCUCUUCGACUAAAUGCCUUUGCAUCAUGAUGGAGUUGGGCGGGCUUUCAACUUUUCGGCUGGGUUCACGACAAAUGGAUCGGAAACAGGUACAUAGAUCGGCUGCACGUCGAUUUGACCACCGCAGCGGUCGCAUGGCACGAGAAUUGAUGAAAGCUAUGCCUUCGGAGAUUACCGACUACCGAUUGUGAUGUGAUAUUUACCUCGACGACACGAACACCUCUUUGCCCACCUUAAAGGUCCCAGACGCGUCUCGCAAAUAUUCUUGCAUCCCAAGACCGUACUCAUGCCUCUCAGUGAUGUGUCUGUGCUACAUGAUUCGCGAAGCUGUUCUUGCUCAGGACCUUCUCAGCCAUGUCGAUAGCCCGUUGGGGCAAUCCAGCCAGUCUGGCAACCUUGAGCGCAUGGCUUUGCCUAUUGACCCCUUUCCGUAGCCUGUGCACGUAGACAAAUCCACCCGAACCGUCUUCCUCCACACCUGUACAAUAUGUGUGCACAGCACCGUGAUUUGGCUUGCACAGUCCGUUUGCGGCAGCCAGGUCGGCGACUUCGUGGAAGUGCGUCGC